Messenger RNA from Aspergillus clavatus NRRL 1, 867 nucleotides. RefSeq names its product class I SAM-dependent methyltransferase. Bases 1 to 867 code for a protein of 288 amino acids. Lineage: Eukaryota; Fungi; Ascomycota; Eurotiomycetes; Eurotiales; Aspergillaceae. The record is from RefSeq and is a predicted model, not a curated record. The transcript has a single exon.
AUGGCCAAUUCUACUGCACGGUCCGGCUUUCAUUUGGCCAACGGCAAACCGUACAUGCUAGAACGGAACUAUCUGGCCACUGCCCGCCUCAACUAUCAGCAUUAUUUGUUUCGAGAAUGUGUCGGAUUCAAUCUCCAUCCGUCUAUUCCGGUUCCAUCUAAAGCCCGAAUUGCCGAUGUCGCCACCGGUACUGCCAUCUGGCUCUUUGAUGUGGCGCGGGACUUCCCCGGUGCCAGUCUCCAUGGUCUGGAUGUCAGUCUAGACAGUGCACCAUCAGUCGAGUGGCUUCCAAGAAAUGUGACUCUGCGGAAAUGGGAUAUCUUUGAUGAUGCACCUCCCGAGCUGAUUGGUGCCUACGACGUUGUCCAUCUUCGAUUCUUCAUGCUAGUGGUCCGAGAUAGUGAUCCGGCACCGGUGAUCCGCAAUGUCUCUCAGCUGCUGAAACCCGGCGGCUGGAUUCAGUGGGAUGAAUUCAACUACCGGGAUGCACACAUCAUCUCAGCCAAUGUCAAGGUGGAAGAGCUUGCAGCCAUGGAGCAACUGCGCCAGUUUGCGUACUCCGAUGGUCGCAAUAACUGGACACUCGAGAUUGCGCAGUAUCUACAGAACCAUGGCUUUGCGCGCACACAGCUGUUUCAGUACCAUGAUCCACUAGAGCGGGCCAAGGCCAACAAUGAGCAAUAUAUUAUGUGCCUCGAGGAGUUUGCCAGACGCCUGGAUCACGAAGGAGAGAGGAAAGAUGCACGAGAGGUGUAUGAGCUGAUCGGAAAGAUCAGUGAUGAGUCUCAAACCGGGUCGGCCUUGUUGAUGGGCCGGAUUGUGUGCAUUGGGAGAAAGGAAACCGAGGAGGAGCGGCUAUGGGGCUAA